CAAUUGAGAAAAAUAAAAUGUGAAAUUGUAGAAAAUAAAGUAAAAUAUGAAAUUAGAGCGGCCAUUUUGCCAUAUUCCCACCCACUCCUCAUUCCUCUGUUUUCUCUUGGCGCCAAAAUUCAAACACUGUUCGCCAAAAUGUACUUCGACGACUCACAGUCACAGCAGAUUCAACACUACUACGAUGAAGAAGAAGAAGAUGAAGUUUCCAAUUCAGCGGUGUCGUCGCCGCCGUCGCCGACUGCAUGCUCGCAGGGCCACAGAUCCACGCUCAUCCUCCAAACCAAGCAAGGUGGCUCAAUCUGCUUGCUCUGCUUCUCCAACCUCAUCUCCAACCCCCAAUCUCCCACCGUCCACGUGUCCUACGCCCUCUCUCAGCUCUCUCAGGCCAUCUCCGACCCCCCUUUCCUCCGAUCUCUCCUCACCUUCCACUCUCACUUCCUCGUCUCGCCUCUCGUUCACGCUCUCUCCUCCUUCGACGACGACCCCAUCGCACGACAAGUCGUCCGUCUCGUUUCCGCUCUCUGCGAUUUGGCCGGCGCCUCGCUUUCUGCUGACUUCGUCGCUAGGGUUUCCGAUCGCCUCUCUUCCGGUUCCCUCGCCUGGAGUCGCCGUCAGGUUUAUACGCUUCACUGCUUAGGGGUUCUGUUAAACUGCCAGCAGACUAAUCCUUAUGCUCACAUUCGGGACAAAUAUGGCCUCAUUACCAAUCUCGUUGCAGGUCUUCAAUUGCCAAGUGAAGAGAUCCGGGGAGAAAUCCUGUUUGUUCUAUACAAAGUGUCUGUUCUGCAAUACGCAUCAGAGGAUGGUGAUGGAACUGAUAUUUUAUUUGCCUUUUGCCCCAAGCUAUUGCACUUGUCUCUGGAGGCCCUCAUGAAAACCCAAAGUGAUGAUGUCCGCUUGAAUUGUGUAGCACUCUUGACAGUGUUAACGCAGAGAGGGCUUUUUGGGACUGCAUAUGCACUUGAUUCAAACAGCAUGAAUUCAUCAGAAGGAGAUAGCUUUGAGCAAGUAGCAGAACAAGGAAAAGAUGUGAAUCCAAUGAAUGUCUUAUUUACUGAGGCCAUCAAAGGCCCACUUCUUUCAACAGACAGCCAAGUCCAGAUCAGCACUCUGGAUUUACUAUUUCAUUACAUGUCCUGGGAAGGCACUUCAGGCAAAGAACUCCAAGCCCUACUUGAAGAAAACAUUGCAGAUUAUGUAUUUGAGAUACUGAGGUUGUCCGAAUGCAAGGAUCCACUGGUCAAAUCAUGUGUUCAGGUGCUUGAUAUUUUAUCAAAAGCUGAGCAAGCUUUCAAACAGAGGCUUCUUGUCGGGUUUGCAACUUUAGUUCCAGUACUAAAUUAUGUGGCCGAUGUUCCUUUCCAUCCAGCUCAAAGUCAGACAUUAAAGCUCAUUUGGAACUGCAUUUCUGAUUGCCCCGGAAUGGUAUCCUCCUCUCAUAUAGCAGAGCUAGUACCUACUCUAACAAAGAUGCUUAAAAAGCAUUCUGAUGGAGAGAUGGGGAUGGUUGAGGAAACAUUUAUAUUGACCUGCUCAGUGCUUGUAUCUAUCAUCAGAACUCCAUCCGCUCAUGCGAAUUUGAAUCUACAAACGUUGAUUGAAGAAGCAAUGCAACACACUGUUUUUUCUUGUCUAAGUACCUCUGAGAAGCAUACAUGUCAACUUUUGCAUUCCUUGUUCCUGCUUAAGGAGGCUUAUUAUAUGUACAGUCAGGAAGGAAAUUCUACUGAAUCUGCUAAAGUGGAAAUACGACAAUUUGUUGUGAAUGUAUGUACAAAACAUUUGUUACCUUGGUUUGUAACCAACUUCAAUGAAAUGGAUGAGGAUACUGUCCUUGGAGUACUGGAAACAUUUCAUUUGAUACUGCUUCAGGACUCCGAUAACCAAGCAGCGGAACUUGCGAACAGCCUGGUUUCAAGCACAUGGUUCAGUUUGUCAUUUGGAUGCCUUGGCUUAUUUCCUACAGAAAACAUGAAACAGAGGGUAUAUAUUAUGCUCAGUUCACUAGUAGAUGUUCUUAUGGGAAAUGACGCGGGGCAACCCAUUAGAGAUGCGGCUUUAUGUCUCCCAUCUGAUCCCAUUGAUUUGCUCUUUCUACUUGGGCAAAAGAACUCCCGUAAUUUGGAAUUAUCUUCUUGCCAAUCUGCCAUCUUGUUGAUUUUAUACACCAGUUCCUUAUAUGAUGAAAGACUUGCAGAUGAUAAGUUGGUUUUAGCUUCUCUGGAGCAAUAUAUUCUGGUCAACAGUAGUGAUCUCCAAGGUCGGGCCACAGAUCCAAUCACAGUAAUGAGGCUUGUGUAUCUUUAUGGUCUUUAUAGAGGUCUUGCCAAGGUUAACUAUCAAAUCCCCCACAGUCCAGAAGCGGAAAGAAUCCUGUUCGAGACGUUAAGUGAAACUGAAUGGAAUUUGCCUUCUUCAAGAAUUCAUCCAAUAUCAUUGAAAUGGCUGUUCCAAGAAGAGAAAAUCAGCGGGCCAUUGUCUUAUCAGCUUCUGAAAUUUUGUGGAAGGAAUGUAGCAAAUGAUUCUGACAUCAUAGUCCAUGGAAACAAAAGUCGUAUGGUAAAUGUUAAUUCAAUUGCAGAGUUAAUUGCCGGAGGAGAUAAUCAUGCAGCAAUACUUUUGGUGUCCUUAUUGACACAAUUUCUCGAGAAAGGACACGAGCAUGACAUAAUUUCUGUAUUGAAUCUAAUGACAUCUAGCAUCGACAUAUUUCCAACUGUUUCAGACCAGUUAUGCCUGCAUGGUAUCGGAAAUGCUCUCCAGAAUCUCUUUUGCGAAUCAACUCAUAUGCAGUCACCACAGAUGUCCAGAGCCGCCUUAGUUUUAAUAUGUAAAACUUUAUGCUCUGUACACCAUGGAACUCUUUCUGAUGAAGAAUCUUGGCUUGCAGUGACUAUGAAGUUAAUAAAUAUCGUCACUCCAAGAGCUCCAGACGCGUGGAAUCAUGAAUGUCUCUUAGUAAUAGGCAUCCUUGCCUUAGUUUUGCACCAUUCUUCCAACGAAGUGCUCCUGGCACCUUCAAAAGCCAUAGUUCUCAGUACUUCUCUGGUCUGUGCAAUCAAUAGCAUAAUUCAUGCAGCGUGUCUAAAGGGACCGGCAUUGGCUGACCAUGAUGAGGAGACGAGCUCUGGAGAAGUUUUAAUCUUUGUGCUUCUACUAAAUUACUUCUCUUUAAGAAGUUUGCACACUGUUUUACCUGGCAUUGUGGACUGGAAACAUUUCUUUGAUCCUCCAGAUAGGGUGCGGCCGAUUUCCUUUAUCGGAAUCUACUGCUACGACCUCUGCAGACUAUUGCAUUUUGGAUCUGGUUCGGUCAAACUUGUUUCUUCAUACUGCCUGUUGGAGUUGUUUAACAGAUUGUCCGAUCAGCAGAACAGAACAGGGAAGGAGAUUAUAUGCACCAUGAAGCACCAAAUGUCUAUAACGGCUGUCCUCGAAGGCCUUAUUUUCUACACUGACCUCAGAGUGGCUAUGAACUGUGGCCUCUGCCUAUCAAUGAUCUUGAAGUGGGAAUCAGCGGGAAUGCAAGGGACAAGUGCGAGUACAAAGAAUAACUGGAGCAGGAUGAUCGUGGAAGAGCUGGCAAUGUCGUUAGCCGUCCCGAGCUUAGCAUCAAAAUCGUUCAUUAAUCUUCACAAGCCUGCAAUUUAUGUCGCAGUCACAUUGCUAAGACGGCAGAAGGUUCCUGAGUGGAUGAGGUCUGUAUUUGACGAUUCUUGCAUAUCUGCAGUAAUUCAAAACCUCGAAGCUCAUAAUCUGAGCACAGAGAUUGUACUUUUAUUUCGAGCUUUACUGAACUCUGAGUUCCUUAAGACGGAACAAAUUGCUAGCGUGAAUCAGUUGCUCCAGGUGUGCAGAAAACAAAAGUACAGCGGCAACAGCCGAGGCGAAAGUGGAGAAGAGGGUAAAAAGAAGGCGAAGGCGGCGACCGUCCUGGACGACAUGGGAGAAGUUUGUGAGUUUCUCAUCGACUUGAUGGCGUCCGAGUCGACUCUAGAUAGGGAUCCAGGAGGAUUACAGGUUGGGGAUAAGAGAUUGUUGGAAGAAAUAGAGCUUUUCUUUAAAACUCAAACAGAAACGAACGGAAGCUAAGAAAAUUAUUUCGGUACUGAAUCCAUCUUGGCGAAAAUGGUGAGCUUCAGCUCAGGGCUACCUUGUAGGGCUCUCAACGAUCUAACCGUCUAUCUCUAGGCCUUCUCACAUAGAUCAUGUCGAUCAAUAAUCACUCGAAUCUAAAAUCAUAUUACUGUUAGAUUGAAUGG
Malus domestica (apple) is the source of this 4265-nucleotide messenger RNA. RefSeq names its product protein PUTATIVE RECOMBINATION INITIATION DEFECT 1. Lineage: Eukaryota; Viridiplantae; Streptophyta; Magnoliopsida; Rosales; Rosaceae. The record is from RefSeq and is a predicted model, not a curated record. Gene Ontology annotation, biological process: meiotic DNA double-strand break formation.